Messenger RNA from Trypanosoma conorhini, 589 nucleotides. Its product is annotated as putative plectin-like protein. The annotation marks the transcript as partial. Lineage: Eukaryota; Euglenozoa; Kinetoplastea; Trypanosomatida; Trypanosomatidae. The transcript has a single exon. The record is from RefSeq and is a predicted model, not a curated record.
AUGAGCACAGUUAGUCAAGAGGAGAGCGCGUUGGCGCGGCGCGUCGCGUCGGUGGAGCGGCGCUCUGCCGCGAUGGAGCGGGCCAUCAUUGCGGCCAUGCAAGAAGUGGAUGAACUGCGCUGCGUUCUCACGGCACGCAUGGAUGACGUCCAGCGUGUCGCCGCCGCCGCCGCGCAGGAGGGACGGCGGCCCGCCCCCGAGAGCGGCAGCAACGACGAGGACGGAAGCGACGGCGGCACCCCUCGCGCUGGGCCGACGCUGCGCGUCCUGAAGGAGGCGAUGCACGCGGCGGCAGAGGCGUCGGCGGCGUCGGCGGCGCUGCGGGAGAAGCUGCGCCUGCAGCAGCUGCGGCAGGGCGGCCUCGAGCAAGAAGUGGAGGCGCUGCGCUCGGGACUAGAGAGGCGCGUCCAGGGCCUCGAGCAGCACACCUCGCAGCGGGCGUGUGAGGUGGAGGGGCGGCUGCGCGGCGUGGAGGCCGCGGCGCAGCGGCCAGACAGCGGCGGUGAUGCGCUGCUGCUGCAGCAGCUGCAGGCGCGCGUGGCUCGGCUUGAGCGCAGGCAGGAGGCGAUGCAGGGCCAUGCUGUCACCA